Messenger RNA from Ipomoea nil (Japanese morning glory), 2545 nucleotides. Its product is annotated as G-type lectin S-receptor-like serine/threonine-protein kinase At4g27290. The transcript has 8 exons. Gene Ontology annotation, molecular function: protein serine/threonine kinase activity; ATP binding. Lineage: Eukaryota; Viridiplantae; Streptophyta; Magnoliopsida; Solanales; Convolvulaceae. Bases 95 to 2518 code for a protein of 807 amino acids. The record is from RefSeq and is a predicted model, not a curated record. Gene Ontology annotation, biological process: protein phosphorylation; recognition of pollen.
UGGCAGCAAUUUAAAACAAGAAAUAAACAAUUCUGGCAUUUCUGACCAGGAAGGCUUUAAAGUAAAACCUCAACAAUCAACCAAUGAAACAGCCAUGACCAACGAAAAGACGGCACUUCAAUUCUUCUGCUCUGUUCUCCUCAUAAUUUCCACCUCCGCAGACACCAUAACUUCCGGUCGGCCACUCAGAGACGGCGAAACCGUGGUGUCAGCCGCCGGGAUUUACGAGUUGGGAUUUUUCAGCGGCGGAGACUCGGCGAGUCGUUACGUUGGGAUUUGGUACAAGAAGAUAUCCUUCCGAACGGUUGUUUGGGUUGCCAACAGAAAUGCCCCCUUAAACGACACUUCGGGUGUGUUGAUGAUUAAUGAGAAGGGGAAUUUGGUGAUUGUCGGCGGCACUAAUCGCACGGUUUGGUCGUCCAAUUCUUCAAGAAUCUUGGAGAAUCCGGUGGCGUGGCUUUCCGACGGAGGGAAUCUUGUGAUCAAGGAUGAAAAGGGGAAUUUUGCGUGGCAGAGCUUUGAUUAUCCCGGAAAUACUCUGUUGCCGGGGAUGAAGCUCGGGAAGAACCUAGUCAACGGCCUGGAUUGGUCCAUCUCAUCGUGGAAAACCGCCGACGAUCCAUCUCCGGGGGAUUAUCGUGCCAGCCUGGACAUUAAUGGAUACCCACAGCUCUUCGUGAAUAAAGGCUCUGUUUUACAAUACAGCUCCGGCCCCUGGGACGGCAUGGCGUUCACCGGAAGCCCAGUUUUGAAGCCGGACACCUACUUCACCUUCAAAUUAGUAAUCACAUCGGACGAGGUUUAUUACACGUACGAGGUUAAGAACACUUCGCUCCCGACCAGGGCGGUUAUAAUCCCGACCGGCGUGGUUCAGCAUCUCACCUGGAUCGAACGGACCCAGAUCUGGUCGGUCUACCUGACGGCGCAGUUAGACAACUGCGACCGUUACGGGCUGUGCGGGCCCUACGCCAGCUGCAGCAUCAAUAACUCCCCGCCGUGUGAUUGCCUGAGAGGGUUUCAGCCCAAGUUUCCGGCGCAGUGGAACGGCGCGGAUUGGACGAGCGGAUGUGAGCGGCGGACCCCCCUGGCAUGUGGUGGUGAUAAUAAAGACGGAUUCCGGGAGUUUUCCGGGAUUAAAAUGCCCGAUUCUCGACAUUCCUGGUACGACAAAAACAUUGACCUUAAGGAAUGCAAGAAGAGGUGCCUGGAGAAUUGUUCUUGCACUGCUUAUUCCAAUCUUGAUGCCAGUGAUGGAAGUGGGUGCUUGCUAUAUUUUAGUGAUCUUAUGGAUUUGAGGGAGCUAACCCAAAAUGAACAGACUUUGUAUGUCAGAGUCGCUGCAUCUGAACUAGAUGCAGAUAGAAACCAAAAGAAAAAGAGAUUGAUGCGGAUUAUAAUCGGGCCAACUGUCAUAGGGACAUUACUCAUCGGUCUUUUCUGCUGGUGUGCAGCCAAGAGAAGAACAAAAAGAGGUUUAGUUAAUGAUAAAGACAUGGAGUUGCCAUUGUUUGAUUUGGCCACUGUUUCUUCUGCCACUAAGAACUUCUCCGCAAAAAACAUGAUUGGAGAGGGCGGAUUUGGGCCGGUUUACAAGGGUAAGUUGGCAUCUGGACAAGAGAUAGCAGUGAAGAGGCUUUCAAAACAUUCUGUGCAAGGUGUUGAAGAGUUAAAGACAGAAGUCAAUCUGAUUUCCAAACUACAACAUAGGAACCUUGUCAAGCUUUUAGGUUGCUGCAUUGAAGGGGAAGAGGGGAUUUUAGUCUAUGAAUUCAUGCCCAAUAAUAGUUUGGAUCAUUUCAUUUUUGAUCCAAGCAGAAAAGCACAACUUGGAUGGCAAAAACGCUUUGAAAUCGUAAUGGGGAUAUCUCGUGGCCUUCUUUACCUUCACCAAGACUCGAGACUAAGAAUCAUUCACAGGGAUCUUAAAGGCAGCAACGUUUUACUCGACAACAACUUUCUCCCUAAGAUUUCUGACUUUGGUCUUGCCAGAAUAGUCGGCUUAGACCAAAACGAAGGAAAAACAAAACGUGUAGUCGGAACAUAUGGGUAUAUGUCUCCAGAGUAUGCCAUAGACGGGGAAUUCUCAGUUAAAUCAGACGUUUUCAGUCUAGGUGUGCUGAUACUAGAACUAGUCAGUGGAAGGAAAAACAGGACAUUUCGUAAUUCGGAUCAUCUUCAUAAUCUGUUGGGACAUGCAUGGAUAUUGUGGAAAGAAGGCAGGGCCAUGGAAAUAAUGGACCAAAGCCUAGAAGAAGAGUCAUGUGUUAAAUCUCAAGUUCUGAGAUGCAUUCAAGUAGGGCUAUUGUGUGUUCAGAAACUCCCUGGAGACCGGCCAAACAUGGCCUCUGUAGUGUUCAUGCUGGGCAACGAGGAUGUUCAUUUGGCUGAACCGAGAGAACCGGGUUUUUUUGUGGAAAGAGGUUCAACUGAAUCUGGAAGAGUCGCUGAAAAUGCAGAGACGCUAACAAUAUUGGAAGCUAGAUAUAUAGAUGAUCAACUAUUUAGGGGACGUUGGUAAAUAGCUGAUAGCUGAUUUGGUUAGUGG